AUGAAUUUAGUCUCAUUAACACUAGUAUUUUCACAAAUUGUGAUGAUAUUAUCUGUGAAUCACAGAAAUAACGAUUAUCAAUCAGAACCACAUCGUGAUAACAAUAACGAAAAUGCUCAUUCACACCCUAACCCACAUGGAAUUCAUCAUCGUGACCGUCAUCGAGAGAAUGACAGAAGGCAUGAAACUCAACCCGGACAUUAUGAUCAUUAUGAUCAUCAUCAUCACCAUCAUCAUCCACACAACAUACAACAUUAUUCGGAAAACCCAGAUCAUGAACAUAAACAAAUGACUGAUGAACAUCCACGUGUAUUUGAUGCUCACUUACACCAACCAGACGAUCGACCAUUGAAUGUAGAUUAUGCAUCAAAACCGAAAGAAUAUUACCUUCAUCCAUCAAUGAAACCCGCUUCACCUCAAUCAGUAAUUCCAACUAGUCAUGUUGAGACUAAAGAGAGUCAUGAUACUCCAGUUCAAUCGGAGGAACAAUCUAGUGACAAGGUGAAACAAAGUCGAUCAGAUGAGCAUAAAGAUGAAGACAUUGAUAGAAAACAAAUUCCUGAUAAAAAAAAAGAUGCAACUGACAAAAAGAUUAUUAUCAACAGCAUUCUCACCAACAUCGUUGUCAUCAUUCAAAUUAUGAAAUCAGUAAUACAAAAAUAG
Schistosoma turkestanicum is the source of this 663-nucleotide messenger RNA. Lineage: Eukaryota; Metazoa; Platyhelminthes; Trematoda; Strigeidida; Schistosomatidae. The record is from the annotation of a GenBank genome assembly.